GGAUAUGACGGUUGACUCGAAAACGGAGGAGUUGUUUUCUCUCCUGGAAAGUGGCAAACUUCGACGAAGUACCCUUUUCGGGAAACAUGAUCGCAGUGCCGUGAAAAAUGCGGAUGGUGAGAAUAUCUUAAUGGUAGCAGUAAGAACGGGUCAGAUAGACAUUGUACAAGAUAUUGUUGGUGAAUUCGAUCUGGAAGAUACAGAUGCUGAUGGUUGGACAUCUCUUCUUGAUGCUGCAUACUUGGGAAGUGAAAAAAUUGUAAAAAUUCUUUUGGAGGCUGGAGCAUCUGUCGAUUAUCCCGAUGGAUUGGGCUGGAGUCCAUUGAUGUGGGCAGUGUACAAAAAUCAUUAUGCAUGUGCAGUGCUUCUAAUUCAGCAUAAAGCUCAUGUGAAUCUUAUUGAUGAAGAGGACAGUCUAACACCGCUUAUUGUUGCUGCUGGACGUGGCUAUGUUACACUUGUGGAGCUGCUUAUUAAUGCAGGUGCAGAGGUCAAUGCGUGUGAUAAGUUUGGAAGUACAGCUUUAAUUUGGGCUGCACGCAAAGGUUACAAAUCAAUAGUCCAACUUUUGUUGAAUGCAGGAGCUGAACUAGAUGCUACUGGAAUGUAUGGUGCUACAGCUCUAAUAUUAGCUACGAGAGGUAAUUUUAUAGAUGUUGUUGAACUACUGCUUACAAGAGAGCCAAAUGUGAAUGUAACUGACCAAAAUGGUUUCUCAUCCCUUACCAUUGCGGCUCGUGAAGGAUACGUUGAAAUUGUAUCAAUGCUGGUACAACUUGGUGCAUAUGUAAAUGCUGUUGACAGAUUUGGAAAUCCUAUUUUGGCGGGUGCUGUCCGAUCGGGAAAAGUGGAAAUAGUAAAAAUGCUUCUUGAUAAAUAUGUGGAUGUUAAUGCAAGAGAUUCUGAAAACAGAACAGCCCUUCACUUGGCCAUUGAUAAAUCUUUCAUUGAUAUUGCAGUCCUUCUGCUGGAAAGAAAGCCAAACUUGGAAAUCAAGAAUAAGGAUGGUGAUACACCACUGCUCCGUGCAGUAAAAAAUAGAAAUGCUGGCCUUUGUCAGCUAUUGGUGAAUUCGGGUGCCAAAAUCUCGGCGACUGACAACGCGGGUGAUAAUGCUUUACAUGUGGCUUUACGGGCGAGGUCACGGAAAAUAACGCAGGUGUUGUUGUUAAAUCCGUCGGAUUCACGUUUGCUAUAUAGACCUAACAAACUUGGCCAAACACCUUAUGCUAUUGACCAAGAAAAUCCACAACCAAUUAUUCCAUUGAUUUAUGGUCCACUGGACGCUGAAGUACAGGUAGAUGCCGUGUUUGGCUACGACGUUUACAGUAAUGUCUUGGCUGAUAUUGUUUGCGAACCCAAUUUAACUUUACCUUUAACUAUUGGCCUUUAUGCGAAAUGGGGUUCAGGGAAAUCAGUGCUCCUAGCAAAAAUGAAAAAUUCAAUGCGAUCAUUUUCAAGAUCUUGGCUUGACGCUCUGCAGCUUUCAUGGUCUUGGUCAUUGAUAUUUACAAUGGCAGUUGUUAUAACUAUGCUCACACUUAUUGGCAUUACUCUUGUCGCUGUUUUUCAGAACUUUAACUUUAUUGUUAUUUCUAGUGUUUGUGGGGUGACUGUAUUUGUCAUACUAAUAUUAUUAUAUGCUUUACUUUAUUAUGGAAGUGAAAUUAAAGGCUGGAAUAAAUAUGUAAGUAUUACACACAGAAUCGCUAAAUUCUUAGCAUAUAUGCAGUUACUGUCGGACGUUACACUGCAACAUGCAGCAUCAAUUCGAGAUAGAGAUCUUCUGUCAUGCCCUGUGAGUUUCCUCUUUGCUGAUUACCAUCGCUUAUCGUCUGUUGGUGGCGAGCAAGCACUUGCUAAAAUUGUUGCUACAUUGUUUGAAGCAGCCGAAAACCAUUUUGGUUCACUUCCUGUUCGCUUAUUUUGUGCUUUAAAAAUAUCAUUUGCACGUGGCAAAAAGCCAAAAGCACGACGAAUUUGUGGUGUGCCAGUCACUUUUUUAUUGUCUCUGUUUGUAUUUUCAUUUAAUUCGGCCUUUGUUUUCCUUGCAUUAUGGUUAUAUGAUGGAAUGGUUCUUCCUUCCAGUUAUAUAUUUGGUUCUCUGUCUUUUUUUGCCAUUGUGGCAGUGCUUAUUGUAUAUCCGCUUCAUUUAAUUAUAAUUUAUGGAUUUGUAAAUAUGCCGAGAAGACGCGUAAAUGCUGCAGCGCGAAAGAUCAGCAAGCUACGUUUUGAAGGAUUUAUGCAGAAAUUGCAACAUGAGGUACAUCUUUUAGCUGACAUGAUCCGUUCACUUGAUUAUUUCACGAAUAGUCAGACUCGAAUGGUCGUUGUAGUGGAUGGUCUUGAUAACUGUGAGCAGGAACGUAUGGUCCAAACUUUGGAUGCAUUAGAAUUGUUAUUUUCUACUCGUUCCAAUCGACCAUUCGUUGUGACAAUUGCUGUUGAUCCUCAUAUUAUCAUUUCUGCUGUAAAUCAUAGCAUGCAUUCGGCAUUAGCAGGAACCGAGCUUACUGGACACGACUACUUAAAAAAUAUCAUUAAUAUGCCAUUUUACCUACACAAUUCGGCGAUUCGGCAACUCCAAACAAAUUUACGAAACAAAAGAGAAAGCUUAGAUGACUGGAAGGAAAGAUUCAAACGACAGGAUACAUUUCAUGGGUCUUAUGUAUCUUUGCGAGAAAGUACUGAUGGAAAAGCAUCAAAGAAAAUGACAGCAAUUCUGGGAACUCGUGGAUUAAGCCAUUCCUUAUUAGCAGAUGACUAUUUUUCUAAUAUGAAUCCUCGAUCAAUGAAACGUAUUGUCAAUGCUCUUACUUUGACAGGCAGAUUGAUGCGUGCAUUUGAGAUCGAAUUUUCAUGGGUCGCACUCGGUUAUUGGGUCAGUUUAAUUGAACAGUGGCCAUCUCGAAUGUGUUGGCUUAUUGACCAUGCACUGGAUAUUUCACAGGAUUCAUAUUCUCUCAUUCAGCUUUACAAUGAUCUAAAGCAGCAAAUACCGAAGAAAAAUCCAUUAAUUGAUUUGGAUCGAAAUCCAGAUAAUUUCGAAAUGUUCUUGGAACAGGCAUCUGUGACUAGUCCAGAACCGUUGACUGUUGGACAUGUUAGGCAAUGUCGUAUGGGCACUGCACUUUUGAGUAAGCCAAUUGAAUCUCACUGCGCACUUUCAAAUUCAUCUAGAUCGCUCCUUUCAGGCCCAGCAGGGCAUCUUUUUAAAGAUAGAACUAUUUGGCAAACAAUUAAGUUUCCUCUUGUUGAAAUGAAACUAUCUAAUGUAGUUAACUUGGUGAAAAAAUUGGAUAUUCCUGUUGAACGAAUGGGUGUUAUCGUAGAGAAAAUGCGUGCAGCUAAUCUUUCUGGUUUGGUUUUGUCAGCAUGUGAUUUACUUGAAGUACAGCAAGUAUUAAAGCUCAGCUUAGGUGAUUGGACGUUGAUAAAACUGCUGAUCGAGACUCUUCGAAAUUGGCAGCCGAUUGCUACUAGUAAUCCUGUUGAGCUUUCAAAUUCAGCGACUGAACUGGAUGGUGAUCAUCGAUGGAUACUAGAAAGUUUCUCAGGAAUGGAUGUUGCGGAACCGGAAGGUGAUAUAUUACCCUCCUCUUCAGUACCAUCUGUUCAUUUUGAAGAUGAAGCCGCUUCAGAAGGAGAUAGUACGGAGAGCAUGUGUGGAUCGCAAGAAAAUUUGCUAGAUUCUCAACUAGUUUCAGAGGGCCGGGAAGAAUUGAUGGAAAAAAUACAUGUGGAUUCAGUUCAUUCAGAUCCAAGUUGCACAGGAACUCAAAGUCGACCUGUAUCUGCGGUGAUUUUAGAUGUCUCUGAUAAUCAAGAAACAUUGAAGAAGAUUAGCACUGCUGAAAGAGCAUCAAUAAGAAGUGUUUUCGAUACGAUUUGUCCGUAAUA
Thelazia callipaeda (thelaziosis nematode) is the source of this 3900-nucleotide messenger RNA. The record is from the annotation of a GenBank genome assembly. Lineage: Eukaryota; Metazoa; Nematoda; Chromadorea; Rhabditida; Thelaziidae.